AGACAUUCAUGAGGUUUGCUAAGACUUCAGGUGGUCUACUAGGUCUCUUCAACAACUGUGGCGCAUACCAGAAAUGGUGCCGCACAACCUCUGCCCGCGCUCAGCUCUAUGAGCUUACUCUUGAGAUGUGUGGCAUGAUUGACGACACUGAGAUGCCGAAAGCAGGCAAGCACCGUGAGCUGGAGCCUGCCCAAAUCAAAAAGUCUGAAUUAGCGGUGCAGAGCGUCAUCUCUGCCAUCAAUGGCUUCACAAACCCCUGGAGAAUCCCAGACAAAAGUCGACUGUACUCCCUCGCAUCUGGAGCUCCCAUCGAUCUAGAGGUUGAGGCUGACGUGCUGCGGGCCGAGGCUGCAGGCAGGGCUGCCAAGGAGCAGUUCAUCCAAGAGCGCUUCAUUUCCAAGAGGAAAGACUUCUUUGAUCGCCUCAAGAAACUUACGCUCAAGACAAUGGAUUACUGCAGCAAGAGGGUCAAACUUACAUCUGCGCAGGGGAAGCUCUUUGUGUACAAGGAGCAGAGCAACUUCGCCUUUCAGCUGCUCGUUAAGUCGCAGAUUAUGGAGAUGCCCAUCAACCUUGAGGAACUCAUGCGGUAUCCCCUCUCACCUGUUCCUCAUGCCCUUGGCUCUCCGGAUGGCUAUUUUGCUAAAACCAACAAGGCCACUAUCCUUCACCAUCUGCUGCAGGACAGGGACGAAGACGUACCUUACCCCAAUGAUGCCCUCUUCAUACAGGAUGGCAACGCUCUCUUCCACAUGAUGUCCAACCUCCCACCGACCUUCGGAGGGAUUUGCAUGCAGCUCCUGGACCAAAUGGUUGCCAAGCACCAUUUUGUGUUCUCUCCAGAUUGCUACCAGCCAGAUUCCAUCAAAGCCCAGGAGAGGCUCAGACGUGGCUCUUCUGAGAAGCGCAUAAUUGAUGGUCCAAACACCCGGAGGCCCUAUGACUUUAAGUCAUUCCUUGGCAAUGAGCUUAACAAGAAGUAGCUAUGUGACCUGCUUCUCAGGGUC
Messenger RNA from Gymnodraco acuticeps, 1007 nucleotides. RefSeq lists its product as uncharacterized. The transcript has 3 exons. The record is from RefSeq and is a predicted model, not a curated record. NCBI's taxonomy places the organism in Eukaryota, Metazoa, Chordata, Actinopteri, Perciformes, Bathydraconidae. Bases 9 to 983 code for a protein of 324 amino acids.